Molecule: messenger RNA, 1538 nt
Organism: Prosopis cineraria
Lineage: Eukaryota; Viridiplantae; Streptophyta; Magnoliopsida; Fabales; Fabaceae
Product: protein NEN4
Exons: 5
Coding region: 332-1162 (276 amino acids)
Molecular function (GO): nucleic acid binding; 3'-5' exonuclease activity
Source: RefSeq, a predicted model, not a curated record
CCAGAAGGCGUCUCUGAAAGUAACCUGAUUUCCAGGCAAACACGUCAGAAAAAUGGAAUGAAAAGGUGAUCUUUCCUUCUUUAUUCUCAUAUUCCUCUCUAACCUGGACUUUCUUUCCAUUGGACGUUACAUCCUCAAAAAGCUAACGACCCCCUUCCGCUUCAUGCAAAACCCAACCCAAUUACUUGAACUAAAAGACAAUCAAUCUCAACAUGACCUGGCUUUCCUCCUCCUCCAUAUUUCUGUUUCAAAGGACUUCCUAUUUAUAUUCUCUAUUUACCCAUCAAAUCCAAGUUAAAACGAGGGAAGAGGAGCGAGAAAAAGCCUAGUGAUGGAGAUCUCUUGUUCAUCCAACGAGUACACACCCGAAAUUGUGUUCUUUGAUCUGGAAACUACAGUACCCAACAAAAGCGGGCAACGUUUCUGGGUCUUGGAAUUUGGCGCAAUUGUGGUCAGCCCCCACAAACUAGUCGAGCUCGAGAGCUAUACGACUCUCAUCAGACCCAAAGAUCUAUCGGUGGUCUCGGUGAAACCUAGAAGAUGCGAUGGCAUAACACGUGAAGCCGUGAAGAAUGCACCAUCUUUUGAGGAAGUUGCCGAAAAGAUAUUCAGCAUUUUAAAUGGAAGGGUGUGGGCAGGUCAUAACAUCCAAAGGUUCGACUGUAUUCGCAUCAAAGAGGCUUUUGAUGAUAUCGGCAGGCCAGCGCCAAUACCAGUUGGAAUCAUUGAUUCACUUAGGAUCCUAACUGAGAAGUUUGGGAGAAGAGCUGGCAAUAUGAAGAUGGCAACAUUGGCUUCUUAUUUUGGUCUCGGAGAGCAAAAGCACAGGAGUCUAGAUGACGUUCGCAUGAACUUGGAAGUCCUCAAGCACUGUGCAACUGUAUUGUUUCUGGAAUCAAGUCUUCCAAGCACAUUGCAGAGUAGAUGGUAUGGGACUUCCAAUAUUAUGACGCGAAGCAGAACUAAUGGGAAAUCGCCAUGCAAAGAAGAAACAAGCAGGAAAUCUCAUCCCCCAACUUCUCUGGGAUAUCACAGGGCAGUCCCUUAUGCAAGGGGAAGUUUGCAAAAGAUGACGGAAAGAGUGAAGGGCCUUCUGUGUAAAGCACAAGGGCACCAGUCUCUAAACCAUAUUCUUAAGCAUUCUCAUACAUUGCUAAGGUGAGGCAGAAGAAUCAAGACGGACAUGCCACUUGGAGAAAAGCUGAUUGUUUUCAACUUUAACAAAGUCCCUGUGGGGAAGAGAAGGCCACGCGUUUUUUUCAGUUUGUAGAACAGGAUAUGCAUGCGGAAGAGGGUCGUUCUAUUCUUGAUUCAUCAGUUUCUUUGUUCUCCGCUACAGCAACAAUUCAAGACGUAUCUGUGAAUGGUCAAGACUCCGAAACACUGAAAAGGAAACAGGAGUGGCGGUUCAGAUUCGUCUCCCCAUAUUGCAUUUAUUUCUUAAUUCAGAUUCUUGUACAUAAAUUCAAAAUGACGCGUAUAACAUUAACAUCAAUUCGUCCAAUAAAUAACAAGGUUCCCUGUAUGUUUUCCCACUA